Messenger RNA from Calliphora vicina (urban bluebottle blowfly), 7056 nucleotides. RefSeq names its product SLIT-ROBO Rho GTPase-activating protein 1-like. Gene Ontology annotation, biological process: signal transduction; negative regulation of cell migration. Bases 680 to 3823 code for a protein of 1047 amino acids. Gene Ontology annotation, molecular function: protein binding. The record is from RefSeq and is a predicted model, not a curated record. The transcript has 2 exons. Gene Ontology annotation, cellular component: cytoplasm. NCBI's taxonomy places the organism in Eukaryota, Metazoa, Arthropoda, Insecta, Diptera, Calliphoridae.
AAAAUAUAAAAAAGCUAUACAUAUGUAUGCAUGGAUGUAUAUAAAGUGUGAAGCAAAGUAUUGAAAUGGUUAAUAAACGGAGAAGGAAACAGAAAAAUAAAACUAAAAGAACUACAUGUUGUAUGUACAUUGGGGUGUCGCCGAAACAAGAUAGAGAAUCGAGGAACUAAAAGAAAAAGAACAGAAAGACAAAAAACUAAAAAAGAAAUACGAUUUCAGAUCAGAAAUUUUCACACUCCUUGUCUGCUUUAAAUUAAAUGCACUCUUACAAUUUAAGGGGCUUUAUUAUUUUAAAAUAAAAACAAAAAAUAAAGUUUUAAAUAAUUUUAAGAAAGAAAAAAAGCAAAGUUAAUGCUAAUAAUAAUAUUGUACGUACGUUAAAAUGAUUAUGUUUGUGUUGUAAAUGUGACGAGUGUUUGUUUGAAAAGUUUAAAAAUAAAAUGAAAUUAUGGAAUUAUACUUAAACUAAGAUACGAAGAAAUAAAUUAAAAAUUACGUUGAUAACUUAAGUGAUUAACUACUGUAAAAUAAGAGUUAAACUACAACGAUAUCAACACAAAAGCAAUUGCAGUAGCCGUAGGAAAACAAGGAAAAGAACAGCAACACGAAGAAAAAACAUUAAGCAGACUUUAAUCAACAAGAAGCACAACUAACAAAAAAAACACACACACACAACAAAAUGGAUGAAAACGAACAAGAGUUGAAAAGUCCCAUGAAACGAGUUGGAUCCACCCGUAAGGUGUUUCUAUUCAAUAACAUACGACAACAAUUAAACGAACAUUUAAGAUGCUUAGAUGCCCGUGUCGAAUCGCAAGUCUCUCUCAUACAGGAGCUGCAAGAUCUCUUUCGUCGAAGGGGUGAAUUGGAACUAGAAUACAGUAAGAAUUUGGAUAAACUAGUACGUAGCCUACAGGCCAGACACAAAGAACAAAAACAGAAACGUGAACAGUGGCAUAUAUUCUCGGCCUUUGCCUGCUGGUCUCAUCUGCUCGAGCAGACACAGUCGUUGAGCAAAGAUCACGCCACCUUAUCAGAAUUGUACUCCGUAAAUAUUGUUUCAUCACUACAGACGACCAUUGAAGAUGUCCAGAGGAUAUAUAAGAAGUGUCGAUCCAUCGGUUACGACAUACACGAGGAGAUAUUACGAGUGCUGGAAGAGUUGUAUGCCACAAUGAAAACCUAUCAGAAAUACGAAGCAGAAUGGAAGGCAGCCGAAGUAAAACUAAUGACUGCUGAAGGCCAACAACAGAAAUUAGAGCAGACUAUACAGAAAGAAAAACUGCGUAGUAGUAAGAAACAUCGCAUGAUUGAAAAAGAGGUGCUUAAGCGACGCACCAAAUACUCAGAUGCUCGCAUGAAGGCAUUAAAGGCUAAAAAUGAGUAUCAACUGUGUUUGGAAUCCUCCAAUACAACGAUACACAAGUAUUUUAUUGAUGAUUUAAGUGAUUUAAUUGACUGCAUGGAUUUGGGUUUCAGUUCCAUGAUCUCCAGAUGCCUAGUAAUGCACGUGACAGCAGAUCAAGGUAGAGCCAGAGCCAUCCUAAGUCAAGCGGACAAUUUGGCUCAUGUCAUCCAUCUCAUUGAUAGUCAACAGGAUAAACAAAAGUUUAUGGAACAGUAUCAUGCCGCCUUUAUGAUACCCAAACGUUUCGAAUUCCAGGGUCAGUUCAGUAAUGAUCUGCUCGAACAAAGUGUCCAAAAGGAGCUGUACGUAGACAUGGAGCAUCGUUUACAGUUGAUAGGCCAGCGUUUGAACUCAUUGCGCACAGAGUCUGAGGAGAUCUGGAAGACACUAGAGAUGGCUGAAGUUAAGUUGCUGGAACAUUUCAACAGCAAGGACUGUGAUGUUAGCCCCGCCUUUACGGAGCAUAAUAAAAGCCUUUUGCAAAAGGGCGGUGCCACAAUGGCGUUUAAUCCCAAACUCAAGGCUGAAAAAGAAGAAGUCGAAGACUUCUAUAUUAAUAAGAUACGCGAAUACAUUCGAGGCACAUCGCGCAUAGCGCGUCUCGAUGCAAAAGCCAAGUAUUUAAGAGAAAUGCUGUUGACGGACAAUAACAAGGCCUUCACCACCGAAAUACUGGAACAUCCCAUAAACAGCAAACGUAAACGAAUAGGCCGAAAGAAUCAGUCGGGCAGGCCGAAAUUAUUCGGUGGUUCCUUAGAGGAAUACCUCGAAUGUACUGGAGAAGACAUACCCUUGAUUAUUCGCAGUUGUAUACGUGUCAUAAACCUGUAUGGGUUGCAUCAUCAAGGCAUCUUUCGAGUGUCCGGUUCACAAGUAGAAAUAGCCAACUUUAAAGAGUCCUUCGAGAGAGGCGAAGACCCUUUGGCCGACACUACCGAUGCAUCUGACAUAAAUUCCGUUGCCGGAGUUUUAAAAUUAUACUUGAGGGAAUUGAGAGUGCCUCUGUUUCCCAAGUUCUACUUUGAAAGUUUCAUUUCAAUAUCAGAAAUGCAAACCAAGGGUGAUAUGGUCAAAGGCAUACGACAAUUUCUACAAAAUCUUCCCAAUUCAGUGGUCAUAGUCAUACGCUAUAUCUUCUCUUUCCUCAAUCAUCUGUCCGAGUAUGCUGAUGAGAAUAUGAUGGACGCCUACAAUCUGGCCAUAUGCUUUGGCCCCACCCUAAUGCCAGCCCCAGAGGACAAAGAUCAAGUUCAGUAUCAGAACCAAGUAAAUGAACUCAUCAAAAAUAUGAUUGUCUAUCACGAAGAACUGUUCCCCAAGGAACUGGGUGGUCUGGAGUACGAAAAGUAUAUAUCGCCGCACACUCUUGACAUGGAUGUUGGCGAUUCGCCGUCUGAGGUGCUCACUGAAGAUCCCGAAUCGGAUGCCUAUCCGUCAGAAGAUGAAUCCGAGGUGCUGGAGGCCAUGGCGCAGUUUGAUUUUAAUGCUCGUUCCAGCCGUGAACUGUCGCUGACCAAGGGUGAUUGUAUAAUUUUAAGAAAACAAGUAUCAAACGAUUGGUGGCAGGGUUCGGUUAAUGGUAAAGAGGGUUUAGUACCCGAUAAAUACAUAUCGCUUAAGCUCAAAGAUGAAGUACGUCUACCCGCACAAAAUUCCCAAUCUAUGGAACAUUUGUACUUAGAGAAUUCUUGCUCUUCAUCAACUUCAAUGUUAGUAGACAAUAAAGAUAUCGCAAAGUAUGUUGUUAAUGAUGUUUAUUUUAACAAUACCAAUAAUUCCGCCACUUCUCAUGCCAAUGUCGUUGCCAAUGCCAAUGCCGCAUCCUGUUCUUCCAUCGCCCACAUAAAUAAUAUGACAUCAACAAAAUCAACAGGUGGUGGUAGUAGUUGUAGUAGUCUUACCGGCAGUGUUGGUGGUGGCAAUGGUAGCGUCUCUGGCGGUUAUAGUGGUGGCAAUAAUGGUAUAGGUUCUGCAACAACAACAGCAACACAUCAUACAAUUGUUGGUGGUGGUGGUGUUAGUAUUGUUGGUGUUAGUGGUGGUAUUAAUACUUCUACAGGUGGUGAUUCUUCUUCAACUUCUACUUCUUGCUUAGAUGGUGCUUACUCGAUUCUAACAAAUGAUGGCCAUUUACAUACGACUACAACUACUCCUCCCCCUCCUCCUAUUCUACACCAUUCAACAGUAGCAUCAACAGCAGCACACACAUCAACAGCAAUACCAGCAGCAGCACAACAAAUCUUAUCGUCAACAUCAACAUCUAUAAAUGCUAUAGCAGCAGCUACUAAUCACUCAUUAAUUAAAUUUAUUAAGAACAAAAACAAACAAUACCAUGACGAGCCGCAUUCCUUUGAGAAUGCAAUCGAAUUUCAAAAUGCCUACGAUGAGCAGAUAGAAAAAUUCGAGACGACCGUAUAGAAGUGGAGGAAUAUGAAUGCACAAAGAUCACAAAACGCACACAUUAAAAACUAUAAACGCAAAAAAAGUUUCGAAAAGUAAGCAUACCUUCCUUCCUACACUCUAAUUACAUGCAUACAUAAAUAAAUACAUAUUAACGGAAGCAUAUUAAGAAUUCAUUAACAAGUGCUAUACUUACUUACUUACAUACUUAAUUAUUACUUGUACACCACAACAUACUCGUACUACAUACAGUUGCGAACAAGUUAAUAGCAGUAUAACUAAAUUUUUAAAUAUUUUAACUGUUUUUAACAUGCAGAACAUCCAAAUAAAACAGUUCACAAAAUAUGGCGCCAUUUGCUCACAGACCAGUCAGCAUCUGACGAACUCCAAACGAGUACCACUAUGUAUUUUUAUAAGAGUCUGUUAUCCUUACAUAAAAUUAACAAACUUGUUAGAUUAUUGAAAUAAACAAAAUUAUCAUUUUUAAAUUUUUUUAAAAAAAUGUUUAAUGAUACUGCUAUUUUUGUGUUCGCAACUGUACAUACAAUACUUAAAUACAUACACACAUAUUAGUAAACUCAUUAAUAGGGAAAGUGUUAGAAUUUCGAAUCUUUCGAAAAUACAUACAUAUGUAGUCAGAGCAAAAAAAGAAAUCUAAUUUUAAAGCCAACAAAAUUUAAAGUAUUUAUCAAGCUGUUAAGAAUUCUAAAUACGUGUAGUAUCUAUGACAUUUCCUUAUUAACAAAACAAUACAAUACAAAACAAAUAAACUUAUUUAAGAAGUUGGAGGAACGAACCAAAUGUUCAGUAAUAAAAUCUAUGUGGAUAGCAGAAUUUUAAAUUGCUCCAUAGGAUGGCUUAAAGCAAUGCUUAAUAGAUAAUGACAAUUUAAAAGUGUUAGUUUAUUACGCAAACCUUUCUUCAUAGAAGAAACCAAAUGUUGUUGUUAUAUAAUUGACAAGUUCGAAAUCUAAUUCAUAUACUUUCUAUUAAUUUCAGCUUGACUUAAAGAAAUACUUUAGCAAUCUUUUUGUUAAUUUUUUAUUUAGUAACAUCGUAAAGCUUGGAAUUUAACUAAACAAUUUAAAAACUCCUUAAAGGAAAUAUUAAAUGUGUCAUAAAUACAUAGAGGCCCGUAUAUUUUUUAAAUAAAUUAUUAAAAACUUUUUUUGUUCAGAAUUCAACUAUUGAAAAAAUAUCUUUGGACGGCCACUUGCAGAACGGUUUUUUGAAAACUUGAAAAAAAAAAUGGAGAGAGCCAUUAUUAAUAUGAUACUGUCUCAAAAGCGUGUCUUAAAAUACGAUCGUGUAUAAAGGCUCUUUAAGGGAAUGACCUCACAAAUUAGACAUUUUCUUAUUUCAUUAAUCUGUAUUCAUUUAGUGGCUAAUUAUACAAAACAUUAUGUUUAAAAGCCUAGGAAAUUAACGUAAAAAAUAGUGGGAAUUUAUGCAUACAAACGUUUUGCAUUUAGAUUCUAAAAUGUGUAAAGGGGAGUAUUUAAGAAAACUUAUGUUUAAAAAUAGCUUUUAAAAACAACUAGCGCCAGGUUAAUUGUGUCAUAAAAAUCUUCUUUAAGAAUGUGAUUGUUAAACUGGGCAGAUAAAGGUAUCACACUCAGUUUUUUCUUAUGAGAAAAAUUUAAUUUUUUUAAAUAAUUUAGCAAAUCAUCAGUAAAGUAGACAUAAGUGUACUAUGUUGCCCUUAAAAUAACAUAAUUUUCGUUCUGUUUAUCCAAAGAUACAAAUUUAUAUGUAUUUAUAAACCAAAAUUAAAAAAAUGGAUUUUAAAGUGCGUAAGAAUUGACCUUGAAUUGAUAAUGAAUGCUAUAAAAUCUGUAAAUAAUGCUAGAUCAUUGCUAUUUUUGUAAAAUUUUUAUUGCAAAAAUUUAAUUUGUUCAAUUUGAAAAGGGUUAGAUCAGAGGAUAUUUCGAAAAUGACGGUAAAAAAAAGCUCUGGUUGACCAAAAUCCUCUUUGGGAAGAAAUGUGCAAAGACUAAAGUAUGGAUUCAAACAUGCGUCAAAAAGUACAGUUUUGAGAAUGAAAUGUUUGGAAUUUGAGAGAAAAAUCAUAUGACAACUAACUGAAAAUUGCAUUUUUGUUCUGUUUCGAAAAUGUUUUUUUUUUCUUUCAGACGAAACAAUAUUUAAUUUUAUUGGUUCAGAUGGUUUUACAGAUUACUGGUAAGAUUUGAUAAAUAAAAUUAUUCAUAGAGGAAUUUCGGUGGCGAUUCCCUAAUUGUUUGGGUAGCGUUUAGUUCAAGUCAGUCGCAGAUCUAGGGGAGAGAAAUAAGAUAUUUCCAAACUGAAAACUUUUCGAAUAAAAAGGGAAAAAAAGAAAAGUGUAAAAUGGAAUUGUUGUCGUGUUCACUACAUCUUAAUGCUAUGGAGAACAUAUUUAGGGCUGCUAGUGUGUCAACUUUUGCGGGAUAUGGGUAAGCAUUUAUUAAACAAUAAAUAAAAAUUCUAAAAGUAUCAAUUAAAAAAACAAUCUAAUACAUAAAUUGUUUUAUUGGACUAAUAUGUAUUGACCUUAUAAUUUUGAGGCACUUUAAAAUAUACAUUUUUGAUAUUUUGGUUUAUAAAUAGAACUAAUGACAUCAAAGGGUUCUAAUCUGUACCAAUCAAAACGAUUUGGAUAAAACAAACAAUUUGGAAGGACACCUUAUGUAUAAUUUAUGGUUGCAACAAAUACUAGGGGUGUGUAAGUUAACUGGGCACAAGUAUUUCAAGAAACAUAAAUCUGAAGACAUAUGUACAUUGUCAAAUCGACUUCAAUUAUCUAAGGAUUCUGAAAAUACACUUACAUGUAAUAAUGUUACACAGUUUUUGGUCGCAAAUGAAUAACACAAAUACAUACAUAUUUAUACCCUAAUCAUCAUGGUGAAGGAUAUAAAAACUUAUUAAAUAAGACAAAUUUUGGUGCCAACUAAAUACAUACUUAAUACAUUAUUGAUACUUUUAUUGAAACAUAUCACAUACUCUUUAAUAUACAUAUUCCUAAUCGAAUCCAUUUUUGAAAAAAUAUAUUGCCCUUAAACUUAAAACUUGUCAAUUUUAUGCCAGCAAUAUUGAAAAUUUUAAUAUUUCCCUUUUGGUCACAAUAAUAAUCAACAAAAAUCUAUAUUUAUGCUCAAAUAGUUAAACAAACAAAACUAAAAACUACUAAAAUUAUUAACACAACUUUAACAACUCAGACUUAAACUUAAUAAUUAUAGGAAUCAAAGAUUACAAACAAAAAAACAAAAUGAAAA